Molecule: messenger RNA, 817 nt
Organism: Brassica rapa (field mustard)
Lineage: Eukaryota; Viridiplantae; Streptophyta; Magnoliopsida; Brassicales; Brassicaceae
Product: cyclin-dependent protein kinase inhibitor SMR4
Biological process (GO): regulation of DNA endoreduplication
Cellular component (GO): nucleus
Source: RefSeq, a predicted model, not a curated record
GAUGGUAGAGAGCGUCUGAAACGGUGCAGUGGGGUCACGCGCAUCAUAAAUGUGAUGCUAACAACUAAUAAUAAGUCACCACGUAAGCAAAUCCAGCUCAUACAAAGCUGUAACAAUCAAUCUCAGCCGUCCGUUUGAUCUGGAAAGAGACGAAAAGAACUCUGUGGAGAAAAAAAGAUUCUCGUUCUCUCUGUUAUUUUAAUAAUCUCCCUCCGAAAUUUCAGAAAUUUCGAAAUGUUUUAAAAGGAAACCAAAAAAAAAUCAAGAUUUGAUUGAUUAAUCUAUUUAUUUUUAUUAUAGAUAUAUAAAUAAACAAGUAACCGCUUCUUCUCAUACUUCAAAAGUUUUUCCGCCCUUGGGAUUUUGAAAUCGAGAGAGAGAAUGGAGGAGGUGGUGGAGAGGACGACCGAGAUGGCGGAGGAAGGGUGUACGACGCCGAGAAGCUCCAAGUAUAGGAUUCCUGUGUCGUUGGUUUGUCCUCCGCCGCCGAGGAAGAAAUCAAUGGUGGCGAGGAAACGAGAUCCGCCGAGGAACGGUUACUUUCAGCCGCCGGAUCUGGAGACUCUGUUCUACGCACAUCCUCGACGAGAAGCAUGCGCUUAGAUUUGGUUCUUGUUUUUUUUUUAGGGUUGGCUUUGGUUUGGAUUUGCUGUGUUUUUGUAGAUACAUGUUUCCCAUUUCAGUGUAGUAUCGUUGCUCUCGGAGACUAGACUUUAGUCUUCAGUUUCCUUUUGUGUAACGAAUUUGAGUUUACUAUAUGAAAAAACUGAGAUUCUCAGAAAUCGAAUUGUGUUUUUUUUUCGUAAGGUUUUAUUCA